AUGCCGCGCAAGCCUCCGACGCCGCUCAAGGUGAAGAAAAACCUUUUAACUGAAGUUAAAAUCCGACAAUCAUGGAACAAAUACAACCUCUACAACCUGGCACGACAGAUGCCUUAUUCAGGCAGAUCACAUAAUUUUUUCAAACAGAAGUGGAUGUCAAAAUCUUUGGCGCGCAACUACCAUGGCGAACACAUCCGCGAGAAACAGUGGCUGCGAAUGUUCGACAGGAGGAUUCGGUCCGUGGUCCCCAUGGAUGCAGAAUAUUUGGCUUCCAAUGAUGGCUCGCUGGAAUCUGCUGGCCGUGGCUCAGGGCUGGAGGCGAGAGGGAAGCAAAAGACGACAACAGCAAUACCAUACAUGCAAAUGACCUUUGCGCCGAUGGAGCGGAGACUGGACACUGCCAUCUUUAGAGCCAUGUUUGCAAGUAGCGCUCGUCAAGCAAGGCAGUUUGUGGUACAUGGAGCGGUAAAGGUCAACGGCAAACAGAUGCGAUACCCGGGGUAUUUGCUCAACCCUGGAGAUAUGUUCCAGGUUGAGCCGGAACGAGUCAUGUGGGCGACGGGAGCACCCAAGCUCCUGCUAAAUACCUCUAGGAGCGAAGAAGGCGGGGAUGAGGGUAACACUGGAGAAAUGUCAGCAGAGUCUGCUGAAGAAGGAGCAGCCUCUGAACAAGCGACUGAAGAAGACGUCGAUGUUGAUAAAGACCCGCGGGAGGUGCUGAAAGAUUUACGUGCCAAAGCGAAGAGUAUCCUCGCGACGUCAAAACGAGAUAUCGGGGCGAAGCGGAAGCAGGACCUUCGAGCAUUUUCCAUCGCCAUCAAAAAGCUGCUAUCACGAUCUUCCUCGUCGACAAUCCUCACAGACAGCCUUGAAGCUCAAUUUGCGGAAAUCCAACACCAGCUAAACAUCCGGAAAGAAAACCUGGACGCCGGCGCUAGCAGCCUGCCUUCUGCAAAAGACGACAAGACGUCUUCCUCAGAUCCAAGUCCAAAGACAGGGACAAUGGCUGAAUCGGUCCCCCCCGAACCUAAGCAGGAGAGCAUCCUGACUGACGCCGAUUACAACGAACUCUAUGCUGCACUUCGCUCUAUGCACGAGAACCCAGUUGAUGAUUCCAAGCCAUACGCAACUCCCUGGAUGCCGCGCGAAUACAUGAGUGCGUUUGCCUUCAUUCCGCGGUUUCUCGAAGUCAAUCACAACAUCUGCGCGGCGGUAUACUUGAGACAUCCCGUUGCAAGACCUGGUUUGGCGGAGGUGCCCAGCCCUUACCAAGCUGAUGUACAUGGUACAGCUUUCGCAUGGUAUUUGAGAAGGAGAUGA
Molecule: messenger RNA, 1320 nt
Organism: Fonsecaea erecta
Lineage: Eukaryota; Fungi; Ascomycota; Eurotiomycetes; Chaetothyriales; Herpotrichiellaceae
Exons: 3
Coding region: 1-1320 (439 amino acids)
Biological process (GO): positive regulation of translational fidelity
Cellular component (GO): mitochondrial small ribosomal subunit
Molecular function (GO): structural constituent of ribosome; rRNA binding
Source: RefSeq, a predicted model, not a curated record